UAGGAAGUAUGGGGAGCUCACAAAGGCUCCUCUUCGUUUUUUCUUAACACCUGGCUUCUGUGUUCCUCGGGAAUGCCACGGGGCUCAUGCCUCUGGUCUCUGGGAGCUGCAGUGGAUGGGCGAUUGUGACAGCACUAUGGGACUGGGAACCACUGUCGUUGUGAUGGCCCUCCUGCUCUCUGGUGCUGCCUCCCUGAAAAGCCAGGCGUUUUUCAGCGAGACUGGAGACCUGCCCUGCCAUUUUUCAAACCCUCAAAACCUAAGCCUGGAUGAUCUGGUAAUAUUUUGGCAGGACCAGAAUAAGCUGGUUCUCUAUGAGCUGUACAGAGGCCAAGAGAAGCCUCACAAUGUUCAUUCCAAGUAUAUAGGCCGCACGAGCUUUGACCAGGACAACUGGACCCUGCGACUCCACAACGUUCAGAUCAAGGACAAGGGCUCAUAUCAGUGUUUCAUCCAUUAUAAAGGGCCCCAAGGGCUGAUUCCCAUCCACCAGAUGAGUUCUGACCUGUCAGUGCUGGCUAACUUCAGUCAACCGGAAAUAAAUCUAAUUGCUAAUCAAACAGAAAAUCCUAACAUCAUAAAUUUGACCUGCUCAUCUACACAAGGUUACCCAGAACCUCAGAGGAUGUAUAUAAGGCUAGAAACUAACAAUUCAGCUACUGAGCACGAGGCUGUCAUGAAGAAAUCUCAAAAUAAUCACACAGAACUAUACAACGUUUCUAUCAGCAUGUCUUUUUCCAUCCCUCCUGAAACAAAUGUGACCAUCUUCUGUAUCCUGCAGCUUAACCCAAUGAAGACAUUGCUUUUCUCCUCACCUUAUAAUAUAGAUGCAAAGCCACCUGUGCCAAGCCCCCCUGUCCCAGACCACAUCCUCUGGAUUGCGGCUCUACUUGUAACAUUGGUCGUUGUGUGUGGGAUGGUGUUCUUUCUAACACUAAAGAAAAGGAAGAAGAAGCAGCCUGGCCCCUCUAAUGAAUGUGAAACCAUCAAAGUGGAGGGCAAAGAGAGUGAACAGACUGAGAAAAGCGUAGAACUCCAAGAACCUGAAAGAUCUGAUGAAGCCCAGUGUGACAUUUCAAAGACAGCCUCAGGCGACAAAAGAGCUACACAUUUUUAAUUAAAGAGUAAACACCAUA
Messenger RNA from Hippopotamus amphibius kiboko, 1136 nucleotides. It is a transcript of the gene CD86, whose product is annotated as CD86 molecule. Gene Ontology annotation, biological process: cellular response to lipopolysaccharide; negative regulation of T cell proliferation; immune response. Gene Ontology annotation, cellular component: external side of plasma membrane. The record is from RefSeq and is a predicted model, not a curated record. The transcript is spliced from 7 exons. Lineage: Eukaryota; Metazoa; Chordata; Mammalia; Artiodactyla; Hippopotamidae. The coding region runs from base 116 to 1117 and encodes 333 amino acids.